GGCCACGCCCAGGUUCUUGCCUCUCCCUGAAGCGAGGCUUGCUGUAUAUUUUCCCGCCAUUUCCAGCUCUUCGUGAGGAGCACUGGAUGAUUUCGGUGAGAUCCAAAGCCUUCUGGGAUCACGGCGGCCAAGUGGAAUGGAUUGGUUUCACUGCAACCGGUGUUUCCGAAAAGAUGGGGCCCAUUUCUUUGUCACCAACUGUGGCCAUAUUUUCUGUAGAAAGUGUGUGACUCUGGGAAAAUGUUUUAUUUGUAGAGCUGCCUGCAAGCAUCUGGCUCUUUCUGAUAAUAUGAAACCUCAGGAGAAGAUGUACUUCAGAAACCCUGUGGAGACAGCUUUGCAGCAUUUUAGUCACAUCUCUCAGGUGUGGAGUUUCCAGAAGAAACAAACAGAUCUCCUCAUCGCCUUUUAUAAACAUAGAAUUACAAAGUUAGAAGCAGUUGUGCAGGAGGCACAGCAAACAGUGACCAGCCAGGACAAAGAGCUGUCUGUCUUAAGGAAGGAGAAUGGAGAAUUGAAGAAAUUUCUAGCCAUCCUGAAGGAAUCUCCAACUUGGUACCAAGGAAGCAGGUCAAUGACACCUCGACCAGUGGGCAUUACUUCCCCAUCACAGUCAGUUACUCCACGACCCAGUUCUCAGCAUAGCAGCCAAGUGGUCAGUCGGCCCUCCUCAGUGGAGUCUAUUCCUUAUAGAGUGGCUGGUCUUAGUAGCAUGGGACAAGGAGCCAGAGGCCUUCAGGAAAGGAGCACUCCCAGAGACUCCUAUACUGAAACCCCUUCGCCAGCUUCCACUCAUAGCAUGUCUUAUAGACCUUCAUCUGCAUCCUCUGGACUGGGGAGUUUUUCUUUCAGACCACCUCUAAGUGGUGGGGAUUCAGGCCACACAAGAGUCCUCACCCCCAACAAUUCAGGUCAGAGAGAGAGCAGAACCCCACAAGAGAGUCUUCCUGGUUUCCAGCUACCAGUCCUGCAGACUCUCUACCAACAAAGGCAGAUGGGAAUAGCCAGGGAGAGAGAAGCAUGGACCACUCCCAGAUAGACCAUCUUCAAGGUCUGAUCUAUACAUACUGCUGAAGGACGGACUAUAGCAUGUAAUACCCAUUAGACAUGAUGGCCUUGGGAAAUGUACCCCUGCCUGGUUUCUUCUUUUCACUCUGUACUUUUGAUCUUGUAUUACCUCCUUGGAGUGGUCAGGUUUUAUAUAAGACUAGUACUUCAGGAAGAUGUGUAUAUUUCUCCUACAAGAUACAUGUAGCUUUCUCAUUUCUUACAAUUUGAAACAAAGGUGGUAAAAACAGUUCUUUUCAUCCUUGGGGGUGGGAGGUCAUAUGUUUAUUAGCUAUUGUUUUAUUUCUGGAUUUAAUUUCUUAGCUUCCCAUUCCCCCAUUGCCAAUGUUAUCGAAUAAUUCUGUUCCUCAUCCUAAUUUAUACUUUUUUUUCUAUUUGCCUCAUUUCUUUUUUGCCUAGUUAUUAUUACAUAUGUUGAUUUUCCUGUUAAUGGUUGGAUACACAGACUUUUAGCUUACUAAAGUACAUAGAUAAUAAAGAGGAUUCCCUUUUAUUGCUA
Pteropus alecto (black flying fox) is the source of this 1567-nucleotide messenger RNA. It is a transcript of the gene RNF212B, whose product is annotated as ring finger protein 212B. Lineage: Eukaryota; Metazoa; Chordata; Mammalia; Chiroptera; Pteropodidae. Gene Ontology annotation, biological process: protein sumoylation; homologous chromosome pairing at meiosis; reciprocal meiotic recombination. Gene Ontology annotation, cellular component: synaptonemal complex. Gene Ontology annotation, molecular function: SUMO transferase activity. The transcript has 15 exons. The record is from RefSeq and is a predicted model, not a curated record. Bases 137 to 1039 code for a protein of 300 amino acids.